This is a messenger RNA of Asparagus officinalis (garden asparagus), 597 nucleotides long. RefSeq lists its product as uncharacterized. Gene Ontology annotation, molecular function: cysteine-type peptidase activity. The transcript has 4 exons. Gene Ontology annotation, biological process: proteolysis. The record is from RefSeq and is a predicted model, not a curated record. The coding region runs from base 1 to 597 and encodes 198 amino acids. Lineage: Eukaryota; Viridiplantae; Streptophyta; Magnoliopsida; Asparagales; Asparagaceae.
AUGCUCUAUGAUAUGGAGUCCCAUAGCAGGGGAAGGGGCAUUGGAGUUGCUUUGGAGGGAAAGAAGAAGCAAAGGGUCGCAUAUGUCCCAGGUUGCAUGACACUAUUAUGUCACUCACUCUAUGGCUUGGAGGUGAACAAUUACGAGCAUUAUCUGAACUUCAUUGACAAAUAUACCGCAUACCGCAUAGAGCAUCUCUUGAUCCCUUUGGUCAGGGACGACCAUUGGCAUCUUGUAGAAGUUGACCUUAAAGAUAAAGUCGUCAAGCAUUACAGCUCCGCUGGGCACGAAGCUUGGAUGGAGCCUGUUAAUAAAAUCAUAAAAUUCUUUGAUGCCCAUCAUGCUGAUUUUAUUGAAGACAAUGUGCGCCAAAUAUUUAGAUAUCAAGCCAUCAAAUGCGAGCAACAAAGAGGACGCUUUGACUGUGGUGUGUUCGUCUACCUCUUUGUAAAAUCCAUAAUUAAAGGACGAUCAACAUUGCUGGUUAAUCCUCCGAAUGAUAUCCCUGAAGCUAUGCGAGCAAGACUUGCCGCACAAUUAUUACUGGCUGGUUUUGAACAAGGACAUAAAGAAGAAACAGUGUACAUUGAUGAAUGA